Molecule: messenger RNA, 689 nt
Organism: Salarias fasciatus (jewelled blenny)
Lineage: Eukaryota; Metazoa; Chordata; Actinopteri; Blenniiformes; Blenniidae
Gene: arf3b
Product: ADP-ribosylation factor 3b
Exons: 5
Coding region: 135-680 (181 amino acids)
Molecular function (GO): GTPase activity; GTP binding
Source: RefSeq, a predicted model, not a curated record
UGAGACGCUGUGCAGAGGUCCGCUCGGCUAAGCUCUCCUUUAAAAUUGCUAUCUUCCAGACAGCUGAGACUUUGCAGAAAAGCCUCAAAGAUCACAAUUGUUGGAAACUGAAGUUUAAGAAACUCGUCUGAAUCAUGGGGAACAUUUUUGGGAAUUUGCUGAAGAGCCUCAUAGGAAAGAAGGAGAUGCGGAUCUUGAUGGUUGGUCUCGACGCCGCAGGAAAAACUACAAUCCUCUAUAAACUCAAACUGGGGGAAAUAGUCACCACGAUCCCUACAAUUGGGUUUAACGUUGAGACAGUGGAGUACAAGAACAUCAGCUUUACUGUGUGGGAUGUGGGCGGGCAGGACAAGAUCCGUCCCCUCUGGAGACACUACUUUCAAAACACACAGGGUCUCAUCUUUGUGGUGGACAGCAAUGACAGAGAGCGCGUGAACGAGGCCCGGGAGGAGCUGAUGAGGAUGCUGGCUGAGGACGAGCUGAGAGAUGCUGUGCUUCUUGUGUUCGCUAAUAAACAGGAUUUACCGAACGCUAUGAACGCUGCCGAGAUCACAGACAAGCUGGGCUUACACUCUCUGCGUCAUCGCAACUGGUACAUCCAGGCCACCUGUGCCACCAGCGGCGACGGCCUCUAUGAGGGCCUUGAUUGGCUGGCCAAUCAACUCAAGAACAAGAAAUAAGAAGAAAAC